AUGGGGGAACCCCGGGCUGGGGCCCCCCUGGACGAUGGCAGCGGCUGGACAGGAAGUGAGGAAGGAAGCGAGGAGGGCACUGGCGGCAGUGAGGGGGCGGGGGGAGACGGGGGCCCAGACGCAGAGGGUGUCUGGAGUCCAGACAUCGAGCAGAGCUUCCAGGAGGCCCUGGCCAUCUACCCACCCUGUGGCCGGCGGAAAAUCAUCCUGUCCGAUGAAGGCAAGAUGUAUGGUCGGAAUGAACUGAUUGCCCGCUACAUCAAGCUGAGAACAGGGAAGACUCGAACUCGCAAACAGGUCUCUAGUCAUAUCCAGGUUUUGGCCCGAAGGAAAUCGAGGGAAAUCCAGUCCAAGCUCAAGGCCCUGAAGGUGGACCAGGUUUCCAAGGACAAGGCUUUCCAGACAAUGGCCACCAUGUCCUCAGCCCAGCUCAUCUCAGCACCUUCCCUGCAGGCCAAACUUGGUCCCGCCGGUCCUCAGACCCCAGAGCUUUUCCAGUUUUGGUCGGGGGGUUCUGGGCCCCCCUGGAAUGUUCCAGAUGUGAAGCCAUUCUCGCAGGCACCGUUCUCCUUGUCACUGACUCCUCCAUCUACUGACCUCCCAGGGUACAAGCCCCCCCAAGCCCUCUCACCUCCUGCUUUGCCCCCACCUGCCCCAUCACCCCCAGCCUGGCAGGCUCGGGCUCUGGAUACUGCUCGGUUGCAGCUGGUAGAGUUCUCAGCCUUUGUGGAACCUCCGGAUGCAGCUGACUCUUACCAGAGGCACCUGUUUGUACAUAUCAGCCAGCACUGCCCCAGCCCCGGAGCGCCCCGCCUCGAGAGUGUGGACGUCCGGCAGAUAUAUGACAAAUUCCCUGAGAAAAAGGGUGGUCUGCGGGAGCUGUAUGAUCGUGGGCCCCCCCACGCCUUCUUCCUGGUCAAGUUCUGGGCGAACCUGAAUUGGGGCCCGAGUGGCGAGGAGGUGGGGGCCGGCGGUAGCAGUGGUGGCUUCUAUGGAGUGAGCAGCCAGUACGAGAGCCUGGAGCACAUGACCCUCACCUGUUCCUCCAAGGUCUGCUCCUUUGGCAAGCAGGUGGUGGAGAAGGUGGAGACGGAGCGUGCCCAGCUGGAGGACGGGAGGUUCGUGUACCGCCUACUGUGCUCACCCAUGUGUGAGUACCUGGUGAAUUUUCUGCACAAGCUGCGGCAGCUGCCUGAGCGCUAUAUGAUGAACAGUGUCCUGGAGAACUUCACCAUCCUCCAGGUGGUGACAAACAGAGACACCCAGGAACUGCUGCUCUGCACCGCCUAUGUCUUCGAGGUCUCCACCAGUGAGCGGGGGGCCCAGCACCACAUUUACCGCCUGGUCAGGGACUGAAGGGGGACCCCAGAAGUGGCUCACCCCCGGAAUACCCUCCUCCCAGGAAGGACCUCCAGCUUUC
Messenger RNA from Globicephala melas (long-finned pilot whale), 1420 nucleotides. RefSeq names its product transcriptional enhancer factor TEF-4-like. The record is from RefSeq and is a predicted model, not a curated record. Gene Ontology annotation, cellular component: transcription regulator complex. Gene Ontology annotation, biological process: embryonic organ development; hippo signaling; regulation of transcription by RNA polymerase II. NCBI's taxonomy places the organism in Eukaryota, Metazoa, Chordata, Mammalia, Artiodactyla, Delphinidae. Gene Ontology annotation, molecular function: DNA-binding transcription factor activity, RNA polymerase II-specific; RNA polymerase II cis-regulatory region sequence-specific DNA binding.